This is a messenger RNA of Rattus norvegicus (Norway rat), 1019 nucleotides long. RefSeq names its product transmembrane protein 50A (gene Tmem50a). The record is from RefSeq and is marked provisional. Lineage: Eukaryota; Metazoa; Chordata; Mammalia; Rodentia; Muridae. Gene Ontology annotation, cellular component: endoplasmic reticulum; membrane; cytoplasm. Bases 124 to 597 code for a protein of 157 amino acids. The transcript is spliced from 7 exons.
CCGGACCGGCACAUCCACAUCCGGGAGUCUGGUUGCCUGUGGCUGUUUUGUUUUCUUGCAGAACUGGAGUGAACAGAGGCUGCCAAACGCGCCGCGACAUCGGACUUGGACUGACCUGAAAAGAUGUCUGGAUUUCUAGAAGGCUCCAGGUGCUCCGAGUGCAUGGACUGGGGGGAGAAGCGGAACACAGUUGCCUCCAUCGCCGCUGGCGUUCUCUUUUUCACAGGAUGGUGGAUCAUCAUAGACGCGGCUGUAAUGUACCCCAAUAUGGAGCAAUUCAACCACUCAUACCAUGCUUGUGGCGUCAUAGCAACCAUAGCCUUCCUCAUGAUUAACGCAGUAUCGAAUGGACAAGUACGAGGUGACAGCUACAGCGAAGGCUGUCUGGGCCAGACAGGAGCUCGCAUCUGGCUCUUCAUCGGCUUCAUGUUGGCUUUCGGAUCCCUGAUUGCAUCCAUGUGGAUUCUCUUUGGAGGUUAUGUUGCUAAGGAAAAGGCCAUAGUGUAUCCUGGAAUUGCUGUAUUUUUCCAGAAUGCCUUCAUCUUUUUUGGGGGCCUGGUUUUUAAGUUUGGCCGCACAGAAGACUUGUGGCAAUGAGGACCCCCACUUCUGCAGCACAACCGCCCCACCCCCACUUCUGCAGCAUGGCCGCCCUGCGUGGGAUGUUUUUUCUCUGCUCGCCCAAUCUUUUGUAAUACUGUUUUCUAAACUUACCUCUGAGUAUAAUCUCAGCUUAAAAUCGUACAACGCUAGAAUCAUUGAGAACUCCUAUGUAAACUGCAACGGCCUCGUGUGGCGUGAGCCCCAUCAGCUUCUACCACAGGCAAGGAAAUUGCUGGCGGGAGACACUCCGCCAGCUUCUGUCAUGGUCUGAAGAGUUGGUUAUGGAGAAAUGGUGGAGCCUUUGGGGUGAGGAUUCGCUCUGGGGUCCAAAGUGUUUACUAACUCGGCGUCUCCCGUGUCUGGUGUUGAAUAAUGUGUAAACAUUUUCUUGUUAUUAAAAAACUAUUUGGUGGUGA